CUCAAAGGACCACGAGCAAUUUCGUGGUUGUCGCCUUGGUAGUUGAACCUGCACACGGCUGACCAGACACGGGCUUACUAGGUGCUAGUAUCAAGUGUCUUAGACAUGCAAAGUUGCUAUAAAAACAUAUCUAGCUCAUGAGACACGGCUGGACGUCCGCUUCUCCCUCCGUAUAGACGUAGGAAUCUACCAUCAUCAUCUAGCAAGAAUUCGUGUGAGAUGGCAGCUCAGCAGAAACGCAUGCUCACGAACGAGAAAUCGCGACUUGGCAAAGUUGAUAUGGUUGUAGGUUCACUGAUCGCCCGCCACUUCGUGGAUGUACUUACAACCGGCAGGCAAUGCUACAGAAAGAAGGUGCAUGGUCCAACCUUUCCGAAGAGACUCGCCAGCAACUCUACUCGCUACUACCUACGCCAGAGGCUGGUGAGGCAACUCAUGAUAAGAACGUCAACCCACUCGACACUGCUUUGCGGCCUCACGUUGAAGAGGCUUUACGUGUCUGGCAGGAAGACUUAACGUGCGGUAAGCAUGGUAAGAAAUGGCGAGAGGAGGCAAUGAACGCUGGAAAGGAUCGAAAGGAAGGCAAAUUUGAUGAGGCAAAGGAGGCUGAUAGGGAGCAGUAUUGGGGCACAGUGAAGGGCGUCGAGAAUGUUCGGGCCCCCAACGAGACGAGUGGAAAUGUUAAGGAGGCCGCAGGCGCAACGAGGCAGGCCAAGGAGGAGGACGAUUGAAAGAAUGAAGCGGUUCUGUAACCAGAGCAGAAUAGCAACGUGUCCAAAUUCUAUAG
Baudoinia panamericana UAMH 10762 is the source of this 787-nucleotide messenger RNA. RefSeq lists its product as uncharacterized. NCBI's taxonomy places the organism in Eukaryota, Fungi, Ascomycota, Dothideomycetes, Mycosphaerellales, Teratosphaeriaceae. The record is from RefSeq and is a predicted model, not a curated record. The transcript has a single exon. Bases 339 to 731 code for a protein of 130 amino acids.